Cantharellus anzutake is the source of this 888-nucleotide messenger RNA. Its product is annotated as putative FOL2-GTP cyclohydrolase I. NCBI's taxonomy places the organism in Eukaryota, Fungi, Basidiomycota, Agaricomycetes, Cantharellales, Hydnaceae. The transcript is spliced from 7 exons. The record is from RefSeq and is a predicted model, not a curated record. Gene Ontology annotation, molecular function: zinc ion binding; GTP cyclohydrolase I activity; GTP binding. The coding region runs from base 1 to 888 and encodes 295 amino acids. Gene Ontology annotation, cellular component: cytoplasm. Gene Ontology annotation, biological process: tetrahydrofolate biosynthetic process; tetrahydrobiopterin biosynthetic process.
AUGGACUAUCAAGCGCCCGCCACCCGCGGAAUCAACGCCGGCGACCAUGAGAUUGUCGAGUCUGCUCCGAUCGCCGAUGCCCUCCACAUCCAAUCCUCUUCCCCUGCGUCACCCGACCCCCUAACUUCACCUCCCACAUUGCGGUCUCAGUCGCGCGGCCGCGAGGGGUAUGGAUUCCGUCCUGCUUCAGGAGCAUCGACUCCACAAAUACCUCAUUCCAUACACGUUCAACCGCACUCCGUCGUGGACCAGAAUGGCUUAGCCAAAUCUACCAUAAGUAGGCUCAACUCCACGCCAGAAGAACGUGCUGCUAGGGAAGCGAAAUUGGCUGGUGCUGUAAGAAUUCUCCUCGAAGCUAUCGGCGAAGAUCCAGAUCGGGAGGGACUGAUCAGGACUCCGGAACGAUACGCACAAGCUCUGCUGUGGAUGACGAAGGGUUAUGAAGACAAACUCACUGAUGUAAUAAAUGAUGCUAUUUUCGAGGAGGAUCACGACGAAAUGGUGAUUGUGCGGGAUAUAGACGUGUUCAGUCUCUGCGAGCACCAUAUGGUUCCCUUCACGGGGAAGGUCUCUAUAGGGUAUAUACCCAAAAAAUUGGUGCUUGGGAUUUCGAAGCUGGCUAGGAUAGCAGAGACAUUCAGUCGAAGGCUCCAAGUUCAAGAACGUUUGACCAGACAAAUAGCUUUGGCUGUUCAAGAAGCCAUCCAUCCUUAUGGAGUGGCCGUGGUCAUGGAAGCAACGCACAUGUGCAUGACCAUGCGAGGAGUGCAGAAACCAGGAGCCACGACGAUUACAUCCACAAUGCUCGGCGCUUUCCGUGAACGCGCUAAAACACGCGAAGAAUUUCUCUCUCUCAUUCGAAGCCCAUCCAGUGUUGGACGUCAUUAA